Prunus mume (Japanese apricot) is the source of this 624-nucleotide messenger RNA. It is a transcript of the gene MAPR2, whose product is annotated as membrane-associated progesterone binding protein 2. NCBI's taxonomy places the organism in Eukaryota, Viridiplantae, Streptophyta, Magnoliopsida, Rosales, Rosaceae. Gene Ontology annotation, cellular component: endomembrane system; membrane. The record is from RefSeq and is a predicted model, not a curated record.
UAAAAAUCAGGCAAUCGAAUAAUCAAGCAUCUUCGUCAAUUACUCCGAUAGCCACAACCUCUGAAGUCUUUGUCGUCCUCCUUAGCAUCUGUGUGAACACAACCAUGGAGCUAACAGCACAGCAGCUGAUCCAAUACAACGGCACCGACCCAUCAAAGCCGAUAUACGUGGCACUGAAAGGUCGCGUCUUUGACGUGACGGACGGCAAGUCGUUUUACGGGCCUGGAGGGCCGUACGCGAUGUUCGCGGGCAAGGACGCCAGCAGAGCUCUGGCGAAGAUGACCAAGAACGAAGAAGACAUCACUGCCUCCCUCGACGGCCUCUCGGAGAAGGAGAUCGGCGUCCUCACCGACUGGGAGAAGAAGUUCGAAGCUAAGUACCCAGUUGUUGGCCGUGUUGUUUCUUGAAAGUUCUCUACUUUCAAUUAGAAUUCUUGAAAAGUCUCAACCUUUUAUCGUCUUUAUGACUUAAAUGUAUGCACUUUCAAGCAAAAUAAGUGUUUAUGGGAAUUAUUUGCUUCUGGGUAUCUGUGACUUUGUAUCCUAUCCGUGUAUCUGAUCUUGGAUGUUGUGUAUGAAUAAAUGACUCUGGUUGUGUGAAUUUGGUUUUGUUGAUUUGGCUGAA